Dicentrarchus labrax (European seabass) is the source of this 596-nucleotide messenger RNA. It is a transcript of the gene fabp4b, whose product is annotated as fatty acid binding protein 4b. The record is from RefSeq and is a predicted model, not a curated record. Gene Ontology annotation, biological process: fatty acid transport. The transcript is spliced from 4 exons. Gene Ontology annotation, molecular function: fatty acid binding. The coding region runs from base 90 to 494 and encodes 134 amino acids. Gene Ontology annotation, cellular component: nucleus; cytosol. NCBI's taxonomy places the organism in Eukaryota, Metazoa, Chordata, Actinopteri, Moronidae.
CAGGUCUCUCUCCAAGCUUCAGCCACUGGAACAGGAGACCGUGAAAUACCUUGUGUUUGUGUAGAAGACUGACCAUCAUUUUCAUCAUCAUGGUUGAGCAGUUUGUUGGAAACUGGACUCUGACUUCCAGCGAGAACUUUGAUGAAUACAUGAAGGCAAUCGGUGUGGGAUUCGCCACUCGGCAAAUGGGCAACAUGGCCAAGCCCAACCUGGUGAUCAGCGUGGAUGAAGCUGGCGUUGUUUCAAUGAAGUCUGAGAGCACUUUCAAGACCACAGAGAUAAAGUUCAAACUAAACGAAGAAUUCGACGAGACGACUGCAGACGGCCGAAAUACCAAGACCACCUUUACUCUUGAGAAUGGCAAACUUGUGCAGCUUCAGUCGUGGGAUGGAAAGAAAACUACUCUAGAAAGAGAGAUUCAAGAUGGAAAACUAACAGCUAAAUGUAUCAUGGACGAUGUUGUUGCAAUGAGGACCUAUGAGAAAGGAGCUUAAUUCCUUUGGUUAAACAUCAAAGUUGUUCAGCCUGGACCUCUGACACCAAAUGCACUGAGCUGUUGCCAAACAUGCCAAUAAAGUCUGAACUGUGAUACAUCA